This is a messenger RNA of Solea solea (common sole), 2187 nucleotides long. RefSeq lists its product as uncharacterized. Gene Ontology annotation, biological process: regulation of transcription by RNA polymerase II. The transcript is spliced from 3 exons. Gene Ontology annotation, molecular function: RNA polymerase II cis-regulatory region sequence-specific DNA binding; DNA-binding transcription factor activity. The record is from RefSeq and is a predicted model, not a curated record. Bases 115 to 1497 code for a protein of 460 amino acids. Lineage: Eukaryota; Metazoa; Chordata; Actinopteri; Pleuronectiformes; Soleidae.
AACACUGUACAUCCGCAUUUCGCACCAGCAGAGACAACUAGUCGUAGAGUGGUCAUAAAAUAGGCAAUUUGUAAAAAGAUAAGAUUAUAGAGCUAAAGUGUCAUUGAACGCAGCAUGAAGCCGCAGCUGACUGAAGCCCGGAACCGUCCCUCUGUGACAAAACCCGCCGAAGAUGAGGCUGCGCUUUGUUUACAGGAAGAGCUGGUUGCAGCGAUAUACGGAGCAUUUGAAGUGGCUGUGCAGAUAGCAGUCAGAGACGUGAGGAAACUGCUGGGUCACACACGAGGAGACGUUUAUGAAGAGAUGAGACGAGAGAACGAGUCUCUGAGACAAAGACUACAGAGAGCUGAAGCUCGCCUCGAGGACCGAGGAGAAAGUCCACCUCUGUCAAAGCAACCGCUCAAUGCUGCGAGGCAUUCGGAUCAACACAGCCAAACAAACCUGUAUAGUAGUAGAAUCGAAGGUGACGCACUGCAGCCUGCUGGCGCGCAAGAUGAACAUGAGAGCGGAGAUGAAGUGCGGUCAUCUGCUGGUGAUGCUGAGACACAAAUUGAUUCUCCUUCAGAGGAACCAAGGCAUGCAAGUAUCAAAGAGGUCACUGGAGUCCCCACUGUUCAUGUGAUGAAGGCAGAAAACAUUAAGCCACCAUGUCAGGACUCGUCAGCUCAAGACAACCACAUGCCCUCACUGCUCAGCAAUGAUGCCGAGUUUAGAUCAGAGCAGGUUAAAAUAAAGCAGGAGAAGCCUGAAGAGGACGAGCAAGAUGGUUCAUCAUGUUGUUUAGACUCUGUCAAAGUGGAGGAUUUCAGUCUGGAGUCUGUGUUGGAGAUACAAUCCAACAUGUUGGAAGAGUGGGAGCUUGAAUUGCCAGAGCAACACACCCGGCUUCCCUGCACCAGGCUGACUCAGGCUCAUUCUCCAAAUAUGAUUACAGGCCUCCCACCACCCACAGAUCUGCCACCCCUAUCCUCUGAGUUCCCCGUCAUCCCGCUGCCAGAACCAGCUCCCCUCUCAGAAGCCCAUCCAGAGAUUUAUGGAGUCCACAUGAGGACCAGCCAAAACCACGGCCACACCAUAGCCAAUUUCUACACCUGCAAGUUCUGUGGUCAGCUCUUCCGCUUGCCCAGCCUGCUGCGGCGGCACCUUGGCCAGUGCCCGCAGAAGCUCCAGCAGCAUUUUCAGCCUCCUGCAACAGGAAGCAAACGAAGCAGACUGCAGAUUUACCCUCCAGGCUGCAGCCCCUUCCACUGCACGGUGUGCAACCGAGAGUUCAACCGCAUGGAGAACCUCAAAACCCACCUUCGCAUACACACAGGAGAGAGACCGUACACCUGUUCGGUGUGCUCCAAGUGUUUCCGUCACUCUGGUGCCUUAACCAGACACUUUCGUAUCCACACCGGAGAGAAACCUUAUGUCUGUGAACAGUGUGGAAAGUCAUUCAGAAACUGUGGGGGGCUUAAAUUCCACCAGCGCUCACACAGCAAACAGCUACAGUGAAGUGGAAAGCACAUGGGAUAUAAUCUGCUGAUUUUUCCUCAUUAUUCAUUAUAUUUUCUUUAUUAUUUAUGCUUUAAGGUCUUUUUUUUACAGCACUAUACAGAUGACAAGUCCUGAAACUCUUAAUUCUCUGGACAGGCAUGACACUUUAUUUACAACUAGUAGUCCAUAAGGUAGUCUUGAGUCACACCAACUGAUAGGCUAUCAUUCCACAACAGGCAUUCUCCUACUGCAUCAUAUGUCUGCCAUUUUUUUCCCUUUGAGACAACAGGAAUCAUUUUUAAAGGCUCUUACAGUGAAAGCAAAAGUGCAUCAUAUAUGGUGGUCUUUGUCAAACCAUCUAUUAGGUUAAUGAUGCAAAUUCAGUCAAUUUCAUCACUUAAUCAGUAACUGCAACCUGUACAUGUUAUUCAUGUCUAUCUUGUUUUGCUAUGAUUUGUUUCAUUUAUCCAAAUGUGCGUCUUAAUUUGACAUUGUGGAAAAUGUAAUGGAAAUUUCUCAGAAAGUGAACUAAUCGUGUGUUUUUGUUGUUCUCCACCUCUGUAGAUGUGACAGUGGGAGCCUGCAGGCAGCAAUCUAAUUGCGAAAUUUGAUUAAGUAAGAUUUAUAACAGGAAAAUGUAUGUGCAAUUAUAAAAAAGUCAGACACUGGAAGAAGCCCUUGUAGAAUCCCAGCCCAGGCAGUGUUGAC